AAGCUGGCAUUGUCAGUAGCAGGUCUGUCGGGAGGCGUUUGUUGCGGCUUAGCUGGUCCGGUGGUUUCCGUCCGGCUAAGCCAGGCAUGAAAAUCACGAGGCAGAAACACGCCAAGAAGCAUCUCGGCUUCUUCCGCAACAAUUUCGGAGUCCGCGAGCCGUACCAGAUCCUGCUGGACGGCACCUUCUGUCAGGCGGCGCUGCGGGGCCGCAUCCAGCUCCGGGAGCAGCUGCCCCGCUACCUCAUGGGGGAGACGCAGCUGUGCACCACCAGGUGUGUGUUAAAAGAGUUAGAAACUUUGGGAAAGGACUUAUAUGGGGCAAAACUGAUUGCACAAAAAUGCCAGAUCCGAAAUUGUUCCCAUUUCAAGAAUGCAGUGAGUGGAUCAGAAUGUCUACUUUCCAUGGUUGAAGAGGGAAAUCCUCAUCAUUAUUUUGUGGCAUCACAGGAUCAGAAUUUGUCUAUGAAAGUAAAGAAAAAGCCUGGAAUUCCUCUCAUGUUUAUUAUUCAGAACACUAUAGUUUUGGACAAACCUUCUCCCAGAACAAUUGCCUUUGUUAAAGCAGUCGAGUCAGGUCAGCUUGUGUCAAUGCAUGAGAAACAGAGUAUCAAGCAACUCAAAGAGGAACAGGGUUUAGUGAAAACCACUGAACAGAGAAGAAAAAAGCGCAAGAAAAUAAGUGGCCCCAAUCCUCUUAGCUGUUUGAAGAAAAAGAAAAAAGCACAGGAUACAAAAUCACCUGCCUCUGAAAAGAAAAGAAAAAGAAAAAGAAUCCGGAACAGAUCCACCUCAAAAGUACUUUCUGAAAAGCAGAAUGCAGAAGGAUAGUGAAUCCUUUGGAUACUUUUAAAGACAUUCAAAUGUAAAAAAUAAAUUUCUUUUUAAAGCUGUGGAAGUACUUAGGAUAAAGACUAAACUUAUUUUUAUAAAUGAAUAUUGACCCAUAAGCCUUUGCCUAAAAUUAUUUGUAAAAAAAAAACAAAACAGAGUGGAUGGGUUUAGGUGUGACAGCAUUCACUUUUCUUGCUCAGUGACUUUGGAGGUUGUUCUCGAUGUGAAACUUGCCUUUUUCUCCCUGCAGCUCCUCAUCCCCUAUUAUAUGCAGAUAUUUAAAAAAACCAAAUAGUGUCAAAAGGCUUGUAACAAAAAGAGCGGUAGUCCCUCUUGCACAUUCACAGAGGAGAUGUCCUCUUUCAACUCAUGUAGUAGUUGUAGAAUUUACCUUAUAUUUUCAAAUAUGAAUAUGCUGCUACCAUGUGGUAUUAUCAGCUCAUUUCUUACCCCUUGAGAUACUUUUCCUGGAGCCUUCCAUCCUGCAGUGUGGCAAUGUUUUCUGCUGAGCAUGUUGCUCAGCUAUAACCUAGGCGCUUCUUGUCCUUAUCCAGAGAUCUGCUUUGUGACUUCUGUUUCCUACAGUCUUCGUUUUAUUUUCUUGGUUUUCACUGUUGCUGUGGUGGAGCAUAGAGUGUGUAGGGAGUAUGUUUUUGAGACUCAACCAGUGUGUCUACCCUCAUAUUUAUUGCACUGAUAAUGUGGCAAGAUAAGGAAUUCUUGGUUGAAAAUAAUUUCACUCACUUCCCUGGAGAAACUCUUAAUUGUUUAUAAGGUUCUAGGCAAAAAAAAAGUCCUUUACUUGCUUUUGAGUUCCAUUUGCGUAAGAGGGGGGAUGAUUUUCUUUCCGAUUCAAAUGUUAACUUCAAUAGCAAAAAUUCCAAAAUCAUACUUUCUAAGACUGGCUAUGAAUCUGUUAUUUAAAAAGUGUGUAACAUAUAAAUAUGCUCUUAAAGUGUGUAAAUUAGAAAUUGAACAAUCAAACUUGUCUUUUUCAGCCCCUUCCCUAAUUGUUUUAAUCAUCCUUAGGUGAAAAUUACCCUGUUUUUGCACUGUAAGAGUGAAGUAUAAAGUUGUUGAAAAAGUGGAAUCUGAUGAGUAGCUCCUGGCUUUGAACUGCCUGUGACACCUUGGAGCAGUGGUUCUUAACCUGUAUUGUUAGUGUAUCAUCAUCAGGUAUGAGGUACAUCAUAAAUAAAUUCUUAUUAAUGGCUAAAAUAAAUGACUUUUCUUAAAUUGGAGACAAUUCAAACAUUCCUACAGAAAUGUCAUUCUAAGUUAAAUUCAGAGAUGCUUUUUUGGGUGGAAAGUGGAAUUAUAGCUUUAACUGCACUGGGAAUAACAGGCUGUAUUGUCUGGCAAGCCAGGUUAGUGUUUGGAUUGUCAUUUCAUGAUUCUGUUUUAAAUUCUUAGCAGUAGGAACAUUUUUAAAAAGGAAGGCAGAGGUGCAGUCAUACGUCGCUUAACAAAGGGGACACAUUCUGAGAAAUGCCUCAUUAGGUGAUUUUGUCAUUGUGCUCAUCAUGGAGUGUACUUAGACAAACCUAGAUGGUAGAGCCUACUGCACACCUAGGCUGUAUGUUUCUAAUCUUAGUAGACUGCUGUCGUAUGUGCAGUCCGUCAUUGACUGAAAUGUCCUUAUGCGGUGCAUGACUAUUAGAAAAAAGUGAAUAUAGUUCUAUAGUUCCUGUGAAGAAAACAUUUGUCAUUAAUGACAAGAGUUAGGAUUACCAAAUCAAUGUAGACAAAGUGAUAAAGCAGGUGAAAUGUAUACUGAUGAUAUUCACUUCAGUAUGCUAAAAUGCAUAAAUUUUAGGUUGUCCUCUUUUUAACAAAGCUUUUUCUGAUAUUGUGGUUUAUAAUAAAUAUGUAUUUGUUCUUCA
Molecule: messenger RNA, 2716 nt
Organism: Diceros bicornis minor
Lineage: Eukaryota; Metazoa; Chordata; Mammalia; Perissodactyla; Rhinocerotidae
Gene: UTP23
Product: UTP23 small subunit processome component
Exons: 3
Coding region: 87-830 (247 amino acids)
Cellular component (GO): nucleolus; small-subunit processome
Molecular function (GO): small ribosomal subunit rRNA binding
Source: RefSeq, a predicted model, not a curated record